AUGCCUGCGAGGCCUUCUGUUCUGUAGCACACUUCAUCGCGCAGAGUCCUGGCUAGAUCCUUGAAUAGUCGAGCGGCCUGCGCUGCGGAGGGUUCAGGUGAACUGUUACAGAGAAAAUGGCAAAAGUCAGUCCUUCUGAUUGCGACCAUAUUGGAGGAGAAAAGGGCCGCAUUUGUGGAACCAAGCCAAGCGCCAAGUCGACACUUACCGGUGGCGGUCCAACGUCAUGUUACAUGAGCACGCAACCGACAGCAAUCAAGCGCCUUGGCUCACGGGUAGACGGCAGGCCAGAGCAAUGGAAAGAACUGGAUGAGUCCAGUCGCGACGCUAAUCAUAAUGAAGGUUCCGAUUACUUCAAGGAGACCAAAGACGAUCCUUUCAACAGAAGUUUUUGGAGAGCUCUGCUUGAAGAUGGCUUUACACGCAUUAUCGUGGCCUGUGUGGUCUUUGCGGGGGGAGUGACCAUUUCCCUUAUUUUACAUAUUUAUAUAGGCGGGCUCUCUAUAUUUGAGGUGGUGGGCCCAAGAGUAGUCCUGGCUGACAGCCAAGUGUGUGCUUCACUGGGCCUGGAGGUCCUCAUGGAUGGGGGGUCAAGUGUGGACGCUGCCAUCACUGCUGCCCUCUGCCAGGGCAUUGUGCAUCCACACACUUCAGGGAUAGGAGGUGGUGGGGUGAUGCUGAUUUAUGAUGGGCUCACAGGGAAACAUACUGUGAUCGAUUUUGGUGAAACGGCGCCUUCCAGAAUCAAAGAGGAAAUGCUUCAGCAUGACCUGCAGGAAAAGCCAGGCCUUCUUGUUGGGGUGCCAGGAAUGCUUAGGGGACUACACGAAGCACAUCAGCUGUAUGGCAGGAUGCAAUUGGCUAAAAUUGUGAGGAGAGCAGCCAGCAUAGCAAGAGAAGGAUUCAAUGUCUCUCACAGCUUGGCUGAAGCCAUAGAGUCCCAUAGAGGGAAGAAGGCAUCAAAGCUCUUCAGAGAGAUCUUCUCACCUGAGGAGGAUGAUCAGCACCAUCCUGCUCCCUCCACCCUGAUGAGGCUGCCCCAUCUGGCCUCCGUCCUGGAGCGUAUAGCCAGCCAUGGGGUGGAGGCCUUCUACCAAGGGAAUGUGUCUGAGGAGAUUGCAGUAACUGUGCAGGCUCAUGGAGGGGUGCUUAGCAGAGCAGAUCUGGCCAACUACAGUGCAGUGUUGCAAGAGCCUCUGAUGGUCACGUUUAAGGGGCACCAGGUGUUUGUGCCCCCUCCACCCAGUACAGCUGGAGUACUCCUAACCUUCCUCAACAUCAUGGACGGCAUAAAGUUAACUGGGAAGAUUGGAGAACACAGCGCCUCACAUUGGAUAGUGGAGUCUCUUAUAGCAGCCCUGCUCAUGGCACCUGGGAUAGCAGAUCCAAAGUUUGUGUCCUCUGUCUCCGACACCGUCUCCAAGAUGACAAGUAAAACCCAUGCUGCUGCGCUUCGUCAAAUGAUCCGCAACUCCUCCAGCGAGCCUCUCCUCCUUCACCGCCGCGUCUCGGCUCUCCGCAGCCUGCCGGAAGGUGCCGGAACCUCCAGUCAAGUGCUCGUCAUGGGUGCCGAUGACCUUAUUGUGUCACUGUCAUGUUCUCUCAAUGGGCUCUUUGGAAGCGGAAUUAUCACACCAUCCGGCAUUCUUCUAAACAGCCAAAUCAUGAACUUCUCCUGGCGUAAUAAGGGGACCCAGAAUGCGACCUGGUCUGAUCAGCCUAACAGGAUUGAGGCAGGGAAGAGGGCUCGGUCUUGGCACGUACCCACUGUUGUACGGCAGACUGGUGAGCGGUGUGGCCAGACUGUAGUCCUAGGAGCCACUGCAGGACAGCAGGCUCUCAGUGGGAUGGCUCAGGUGCUGAUAAAGCUCUUAUCGCUUCACAAAAAUCUGACCGACUCUGUUUCUGAAGGGAGGCUCCACUCGAGUAUGCAGACCAAUGUGACUCUGGUUGACUUGAGCAGCAGGUUCGAGCGCUGCGGCGCAUGGGCCAUGUUGUCCGACGCGUGGGGCACCUGUGCCUGGUGUCGGCAGUGGAGCGCAGAGGUGACGUGAUGAAAGGGAGCCCAGACCCUCGCAACCCUGAGGCCACCGCUCGAGGCUUUGCUGGGCCUCAAGUGGAGCUGACAGAAAGGUGACGUUUCAGCCAUAUUGGAAUUUGCUGCUGCAGUCCAACAAUUAUGACCCAGUUUGACUGUUGGAUUUACUGCUGUCUUUUCAUGAAAGGUGAUUGCAACCGUUGAUGGCUCCGGCGGCCAGGCCCUGGACCGGCAUCUGAAAGUGUUGUAAAUAUUAUGUGAAUUAUGCCAGUCACUCUUUGGAUGUCAUAAAAUAUAAUUAAAUAACAGCAUGUGUCA
Engraulis encrasicolus (European anchovy) is the source of this 2356-nucleotide messenger RNA. Its product is annotated as glutathione hydrolase 7-like. The record is from RefSeq and is a predicted model, not a curated record. NCBI's taxonomy places the organism in Eukaryota, Metazoa, Chordata, Actinopteri, Clupeiformes, Engraulidae. Bases 117 to 2054 code for a protein of 645 amino acids. Gene Ontology annotation, molecular function: glutathione gamma-glutamate hydrolase. Gene Ontology annotation, biological process: glutathione catabolic process. Gene Ontology annotation, cellular component: plasma membrane. The transcript has 15 exons.